Molecule: messenger RNA, 1317 nt
Organism: Drosophila willistoni
Lineage: Eukaryota; Metazoa; Arthropoda; Insecta; Diptera; Drosophilidae
Product: putative ribosome-binding factor A, mitochondrial
Exons: 1
Coding region: 73-1206 (377 amino acids)
Biological process (GO): rRNA processing
Source: RefSeq, a predicted model, not a curated record
CAGCUCUAUUAACGAAUAUUAGCAUAACAAAAUAAUAGAAUUUACUGAAUACUGAAUAUAAACAAUAAUCAAAUGUUACGCAAUCGUCAAUUGAUAUUACAACAAAUCUCUGCUAUUGUACAACCACAACGCAGCAAGGGCGGUGGUGGAGGUAGUGCUGGCGGCAAUGCAACGCGACAAAGCAAGAUAUUGGGAAAACUAUUCGGCAAUCGGCUGGCUGGCAGUAAGAAACGUUGGUAUCCUGGACAUGAAGCCAGUUCUGCAAGCGGCUAUCAACCACCCAGUGUGGCCUUUCAGUCAUCUCAAUUUGGGAAAAGCAACACAAACUUAUCGCCCGGCUCCAAACACAAUACACGCCGCAUGGCUGUGCUCAAUAAGCUUUUCAUGACACAUAUAACCGAUCUCCUGGCCUCGGGACAAGUUUCGGAAACGAUUUUGGGACGCAGUCUGCAAGUGACACGUGUGAAAAUCUCACCCGAUUUCUCUUGCAUCAAUGUCUAUUGGCUGGCCGGCGAUAUCGAGAUCGAGAAAGAACUCCAACGUUGCAGCGGUCAACUAAGACAUGAACUCUCCCAACUGCGUCUCAUGGGCGAAGUGCCAAGAAUUAAGUUUGUUCACGAUAAAACGGGCACCAAUCUCGAUCAGGUGGAGGCCAUUUUACGUACUCUAAAUCUGCCCAAAAGAGCAGGCGAUGACAAUGAGGAGGAGGAGCUAAAUGAUAACUACGAUUUAGCCCAGACAUUGCGGCGAGAAUUCUAUGGUCAAGAGGCAGUGAAACCAACAGAGCUCUCAGAGAGAGUCAUGCCUGAAAUGCGGCACGAUGUCUUGGGACUCGAUCAUCGUCUGAUUAUGGACAAAAUUCUAACUAAAAUGCGUAAAUCCAAACAGGCCUGGGAGCAGCAUCAUCAUCAGGAGCAACCACUACAAGCCACUACCACGCCUGCAUCCGAUAAUUGCCCCAGCAGCACCAAUUCCAGUUCAAAGCCCCCGCAAAAUGUCGGUGAAUUUGAAGUGUUCCUGGCUAAACGUCGCCAGCUAAAAUCGACGCCGGAACGCAAGAAAUAUAGACGACAGCAGGAUGAUUGGCAACCGAACAACAGUUCAUAUUCCAGCGACUUUGAUAAUCUUAAAAUCCUAUCACACGAACAGCGACUACGCUAUACUCAAGAGGAUUAUAUCGUAGAGGAGGGGCCAGAGAAGCCCUAAAGAAACUUCCUUUAUGGCUAUUGAUUUAAGUCUAAGAGUUUGUUGUUAAAGUUUUUAAUUCUCCAGGAAUUAUAUCAAAAUACAUACCCAAUAGGGUAAACUAUAACCAUA